Molecule: messenger RNA, 1589 nt
Organism: Mytilinidion resinicola
Lineage: Eukaryota; Fungi; Ascomycota; Dothideomycetes; Mytilinidiales; Mytilinidiaceae
Exons: 1
Coding region: 314-1393 (359 amino acids)
Source: RefSeq, a predicted model, not a curated record
CCACUCCACCCCACGAGCCAUGAUACCUCAACACCCCUCCCGCCCAUCUGGGCUGGCUUCUGCCCUUUGCGUCGCGCCCGAGUUCGAGUCCAAGAAUGCUGCAUUCUUCUUUUAUAGCCCCAACGGAGGGGUCCCAAUCAUUUGAGCCCCCGAUCUCCCCCUCGGCGUCGACGCUUGUCCGUGUACAGAUUCGACCCGAUUCGCCCUCCAACUUCCAGAAAGCAAACAGAAAACGGAAAAUUGAAGAAGAGAAGAUCGUUAAAGAAGAAGAAUUCCAUUAGUUCCACACCAUAUACCCAUACCCGCCGCCAACAUGUUGUUCGAAGAUCUCGCAACCGAGCUCGUUUCCCACGUCUUCCUUUCCUGCUCUAGCAUCGAGGACGCCCUCGCCCUGUCCUCCACCUGCCACCGCUUCCGUCAGAUAUACUCGUCCUCCCAGAAGCUCACGAUCCUCGAGCACGCUGCCGAGACCCAAUUCGGCCCCCUCAAGGACCUCACUCAGCUCCUCACCCACAACGCCAGCCAGCCUGCCCACAUUCCGCGAUCCGUUCCGUUCUCCAUAGCCCUUCUCAAGCAGGUUGCACACUCUGGUCGUGUCGCAGAGAAGUGGUGCGACAUCUAUCCCUUCAAGAAGUGGAAGUCGAACUUCGAGUACCGCCGCCUCCUAACUACCGAUGAGCGCUAUCGCGUCCGCCGCGCGCUCUACCGCCUGUGGCUUUACACGCAUGCUUUCCACAACCGCACGUUUCCCCGCGAAACGCGUGUGAUGAAGCUCACUAUCCAGAAGCGCGCGGGGCUGCUGCACAAUUGGAGCACGGCCGAGCUCGCUGAGAUGGCCGACGUGCAUGCCGUGCUGCGCGAGGUCAUCCACAGCAACGUGUGCCCGUCCAACGGGACUAUCGCGCGCAAAUUCAAGAAGCGCUUCCCUGAGAACGAGAGCCAGCAGCUGCUCUUCAACAUCCACCUCAACUACCCGCCGCCUAAUAAUGCGUCCAGCCUCUUUCAGUCUCAGUACCACUCCUCGCCGAACGUGCUUUCGAACCAUUUCCACUCCACAUCGGCAUUUAACUCCCGCUAUGGGUUGUCCAAGUUCAUGCCGACGCCGCACCACGAGCCUGGUGCCGAGGGCUGGGGCGAUGACAUCCCGCACUACUAUGUUGUCGAGGACAUGCUGAAGCUGGACCCGGAGCAGAUAAUGUGGCUGAAAGAGAACGCGCCACUCAAGGGGCAGGUCGAGAUGUUUGUGAAGCGGCUCGGGGACUGGUUCGAAAACAACGGCGAGACGUGGGGUCAGACUCUAGAAUGGGUGCUGGAGGAGAGGGGAGAAGAUGUCGGAGAGAUUCUUGGUGCGGUCGCGGAUGGGGAAUUGGGGAUUGCGAUUUUCGAGGAUUAGUUGCGGGAUUGUUGGUCAGGUUUGACGUUCACGAUUCAGGUUGCUGCUGGGUUUAAUAUGGUAGUAGAUGUUUCUCGGCUGUGGUAAUGCAAGGGUUGUCUUUGAGAGUUGAGAACAAUACUAAGUGCCACGUGCUGCUCGUGCUUACUUGUCUAUUUGGAAUGGAACGCAUGCGAUCGCAUAUCCUAAAGAGUAC